UUCAAAAUGGAGGAGAAGAGAAACACAAGAGAAGAUUGUCUAAUGCCACAACCAUGGCUUGUCUUCUUUGCCUUAGCAUUGGGGUUGAUUUACAUGGACCCAUUUGAAAUGGGUCCAUUGGGUGGGUAUGAUUACAGGCCAGUGAAGGCUCAUGAUAUAGCACCAUAUAAAGAAGUGAUGGAGAAAUGGAGAGCAGACAAUGGCAGUAAGUUAAGGUUUGGGAGGUUGGAGUUUGUUGAUGAGGUGUUUGGACCAGAGUCUUUGGAGUUUGAUAUUAAGGGCAGAGGUCCUUAUGCUGGUUUGGCUGAUGGCCGGAUUGUAAGGUGGAUGGGAGGUGCCUUAGGAUGGGAGACCUUUUCUCUUGUUAGUCCUAAUUGGACUGAGAAGGCAUGUGCAAAUGGUGUGUAUUCAACAACACCACUGCAACACAAGAAGGAGAAGCUUUGCGGGCGCCCUCUGGGCCUAAGAUUUAACAAAAUCACCGGCGAGCUCUAUAUCGCCGACGCCUAUCAUGGUUUAAUGGUACUAGGGGCUGAAGGAGGGCUUGCAACUCCUCUAGCAUCUCAUGUUCAUGGGAAUCCUAUCAUCUUUGCAAAUGACUUGGAUCUUCAUUCAAAUGGCUCUAUCUUCUUCACUGACACCAGCAUGAGAUACACUAGAAAGGAUCACUUCAUUAUACUACUGGAAGGAGAAGCAACAGGAAGGUUAUUAAGAUAUGAUCCUCCAUCAAAAACAACUCAUGUUGUCUUGCAAGGCUUAGCAUUUCCAAAUGGAGUUCAGUUAUCUAAAGACCAAUCUUUUCUCCUCUUCACUGAGACAACUAACUGCAGGAUUAUGAAGUACUGGCUUGAAGGUCCUAAAACUGGGGAACUGGAACUGUUUGCAAACUUGCCAGGGUUUCCAGACAACGUGAGAAUGAAUGAUAAAGGGCAGUUCUGGGUGGCCAUUGAUUGCUGUAGAACUCCAGCACAAGAAGUUCUCUCACAACAUCCAUGGCUGAGGAGCAUUUACUUCAAGCUUCCUCUCAAGUUGAGCUUUCUGGGAAGGAUAAUGUCAAUGAAGAUGUUCACUGUUGUUUGUCUUUUCAGUGAAGAUGGUGAGGUUUUGGAGGUGCUUGAAGAUAGAGGAGGGGAGGUUGUGAAGUUGGUGAGUGAAGUCAGGGAAGUGGCUGGUAAACUUUGGAUUGGAACUGUGGCUCAUAAUCAUGUUGCUACACUUCCUUUUCCUUUUCUCAAGAGGAAGUAGUGUUGAGUUGAGUGUUUGCAUUGUAUCAACUGUUAAUGAUUUUUAAAGUAUUUUAAUUAAUGUGCUCUUGUUCUUCAAAA
Molecule: messenger RNA, 1325 nt
Organism: Dioscorea cayenensis subsp. rotundata (Guinea yam)
Lineage: Eukaryota; Viridiplantae; Streptophyta; Magnoliopsida; Dioscoreales; Dioscoreaceae
Product: protein STRICTOSIDINE SYNTHASE-LIKE 13
Biological process (GO): biosynthetic process
Molecular function (GO): strictosidine synthase activity
Source: RefSeq, a predicted model, not a curated record